This is a messenger RNA of Lampris incognitus (smalleye Pacific opah), 1353 nucleotides long. RefSeq names its product thioredoxin-related transmembrane protein 2a (gene tmx2a). Gene Ontology annotation, cellular component: membrane-bounded organelle. The coding region runs from base 32 to 955 and encodes 307 amino acids. The transcript is spliced from 8 exons. Gene Ontology annotation, molecular function: disulfide oxidoreductase activity. NCBI's taxonomy places the organism in Eukaryota, Metazoa, Chordata, Actinopteri, Lampriformes, Lampridae. Gene Ontology annotation, biological process: brain development. The record is from RefSeq and is a predicted model, not a curated record.
AGUUAUUUUCACACACCGCCGCCAGCGAAAGAUGGCCCUGAUCACCGGGCUGUUCGCCUUCCUUUACCACCUACCUCAGAUUUACAAAUGGCUGCUGAAGCCGUAUUACGUCGCCUCCUUCCUCAUGACCAUCGCCUUCCUCGUGGUUCGCAAGGCUCCGGGGAUCUGUGAGCACCUGGCGAGCCAGCGGGAGGACGGCAACUCGUGCGACUUUGACUGGAGAGAGGUAGAGAUUCUCAUGUUUCUCAGCGCGAUUGUGAUGAUGAAGAAUAGGAGAGCCAUCACCUUGGAGCAGCAUAUAGGCAACCUUUUCCUUUUCAGUAAAGUGGCCAAUGUCAUCCUCUUCUUUCGCCUGGACAUCCGGCUUGGAAUCCUCUACCUCACCCUGUGCGUCGCUUUUGUCAUGACCUGUAAACCCCCUCUGUACAUGGGCCCAGAGUACAUCAAGUACUUCAGUGACAAGACCAUAGACGAGGAGCUGCAGAGGGACAGUCGCAUCACCUGGAUUGUUGAAUUUUACGCCAACUGGUCCUCCGAGUGUCAGUCCUUCGCUCCCGUCUUCGCCGAUCUUUCACUCAAGUACAAUUGUGCGAGUCUCCGAUUUGGGAAGGUGGAUGUAGGACGCUACGAAGAGGUCUCGCAGAGAUACAGGGUUAGCACUUCCCCUCUGGCUAAGCAGCUGCCCUCUCUGGUGCUUUUCCAAGGAGGACGGGAAAUCAUGCGACGCCCGAUGGUGGACAGCAAGGGCAGAGCCGUGUCCUGGACGUUCAACGAGGAAAAUAUCAUCCGAGAAUUCAACCUCAACGAGCUCUUCCAGAAGUCCAAGAAGUUGAACAAAGGUCGCGGUGACAAAGAAGAAGAGCAAAAUCUCUCUCAGCCGGCAGAGGGCAGCAGUGAGCUUCAGCCCGAGACCAUCCAACCAGAUCAGCCCAAAGAGAGCAAGAAAGACCAGUGAGGUGGACUGAGAAAAUUUGGUGAGGGGCAAGAAAUUGGUUCGGAUUUUUUUCGAUAUUGUCAUGCCUUACACUGUCCCCCAAAACCCUCGGGUUUGGAUAUUUAAUUUGCAACCUGGGAAACGGAGGGAAGGAGAGAGGACGCUAGUUGAGAUUCUACAUUAUGCAGUUAUUGUUUUUGUGAGUUCGGCAAGUAACCAGAACAGUUCACCGGCCAUUAGUGUGUGUGUGUGUGUGUGUGUGAAUCAGUAAUUUGAAUGCAGCAAAGCAGAUCGAUGUUCUUCGGUGACUUCUGACAACCUUAAGUCCUUCAUUGGGAAAUGCCUUUUUGUAUUCUAGCGCAUCUGUUGUUGCACACGUUGUGCCACAGAUUUUACAGUUGCAUAAUACAGUCUCAGUU